Angiostrongylus costaricensis is the source of this 762-nucleotide messenger RNA. The record is from the annotation of a GenBank genome assembly. NCBI's taxonomy places the organism in Eukaryota, Metazoa, Nematoda, Chromadorea, Rhabditida, Metastrongylidae.
AUGGAGGACAAUUACGCCGUAUGCUCCGUGGUAGGGAGCAUUUUACGAGCGUCUUAUGAAGUCAGUCAAGUACACUCUAUACAGAGUAUUGCAAAAGACAAAAUUCCAACAACGGAAGAAUUGGAAACCCUGUUAGUAGAAAUAGAGAGAAAUCUUAACAGUCGACCUCUCAUAUACCAAGAAGAAGGCCCCGAUAACUUUGUUACCUUGCCACCAAUAGACUUUAUCCAGCGUGACAUGAUAAUAACAUAUCCAUUUAAAUUCAGCAGAGAAGAGGAAGAUGAUGAAACGUAUCUACCACCCCAAGAAGCAGUAUUACUACGCACGCGAAAGGAAGUGCAGGAUGCCCUUGCAUCAAGUCACAAACUGACAGAGCAUUACUGGAACAUUUGGAGCCGAGAAUACUUGAAAAGUCUCCGAGAAACUCACAAACUCAAUAUAAAUGACAAACGAGGCACUCGAAUAAACCCAACCAUAGGGACGGUGGUACUAAUUCAUGAUCCAGCUUUGCCACGAAACGCGUGGAAAAUGGCGCGCAUCAUCGACUUGAAUCAGACAGAAACGGGUGCAAUCCGAGAAGCACAACUCAAGUUACCGUGUGGACAUAUCGCAAGAAGACCAAUUAACUUGCUAAUUCCACUUGAGCUGAAAGACAGCCCGGCAGAGAAACGGUCCGACACAAAUGGUGAAAAGGAGUCGGAAACGGGAAGUAUUCCCAAAACCGGAAUGAAAAACUCCACUCGGCCCAAACCAAAGAGGUAG